Molecule: messenger RNA, 2217 nt
Organism: Ogataea philodendri
Lineage: Eukaryota; Fungi; Ascomycota; Pichiomycetes; Pichiales; Pichiaceae
Exons: 1
Coding region: 1-2217 (738 amino acids)
Biological process (GO): N-terminal peptidyl-methionine acetylation
Cellular component (GO): NatC complex
Source: RefSeq, a predicted model, not a curated record
AUGGACGUUCAACAACAGCUGGGUGUUUUAAACAUCCACGAUUAUGACGAUAUAACAGACGAGUUUUUCUCCAUAGCGUCGAAAAUAGAGUAUGGUGAUAUCGCCAAGUCCAAACACUUCAAGCUGCUUGAAGGAACGCACGCUUUGGAGGUGAUGAAUCCCAAGCUCGACACCGCAUUGUUGACACCCGAACAAAUCGACCCUGCCGUUCCGACGCUGGACCACGCCGCCUGGGUCAUGGCCCGGCUACUGGGGUGUGUUUGUGCGUGGCUCGACAACAACUCGCUGAGCGUCAGCGUACUAAGUUGUCAUUACGUUGAGCAAUUGAUAUUAGGGAACCCUGUUGAGGGGACCAUCGAGAACAAGGUCCUGGUGCCGUUUGUGAAGGCCGUGGUGCAGUUUGUCAACCAGGUGUUGUCUCUGGGAGUCGCAGGGGUCAUCUACGAGGAGGAAGACCUUAAUACCCAGACCAUGGAUCUGGACUUUGCCGUGUUUGAGUCCGAGGACGUUUCGCAGACGGUCAAUGGGGCCGUUCAAUGGCUCGAAACGCAGCCAAAGUCCGAAUCGGCCUCGUUGUGUAUUGCCUUGCUGUCAGUUCUGGACCAGUCGCUCAAAAUCAACAGCCUUGUCCAGAUCAACACGGAACUGUACCAGGGAACACCCAAGACCGCCGAUUUCAGCUAUAUCGACAAAGCUGUUUCGUUAUUGGACACUUUGGCGUCUCCGGAGACCGCCAAGCUCGUGGACUCGCUGCCAAAGACUGCGUGUUUCUCCACGAACGUGCAACGAACGCUGAACAACCGGUCGCCGCCAAAACCGUUGGCAUAUGCGUCGUUCGACCAGUCGGUUGCCAGUUUCGCCAAGAUGUUUGUGGACCUCAGGUUCAUGACCAAGGUGUUUCUGGUGCGCGACAGCAUCGAACUGCUCGACUAUUUGAACGUGUUCAUGUGUCGGCGACAGUUCACCGCGGACCCAGACGAGAUCCUCGGCAACCAUAUCGUGGUCCGCACUCUGAUGCAACUGUUUCUGAUCAGAGACGACCAGUCGAUCCUGGGCUCCAAGCACUGGAAUAUCUCCACGUUGCUGAUAGAUAUAGUGAACAAGAUCUCGCUCCAGAACUCCAAGAUCCAGCAGAAACUGUCCGACGUCGACAGCAAGGAGAUCCGCGAAGGGUUUGAAAAGCUACUCACACAGCUGGAGCCGGCGUUCUACAACUUUCUGACCUCGAUUUCGCAGAACCCGUCGCGUCAAAGACAGUUUGUCAACAAAGAGCUAAUCAUUUGGGACUCCAUCCAGGUGGAGACAGAAAACUUCGAAACAGGACUCAACUCCAAGCUCAACGACGUGUUCCCGGACUCAGAACUCCCAGCCAUGCCGCUUGCCUCGUUCGUCUACUAUUUGAAGCUGUCCAAGAUGGCCGACCUGCUCUUCAAAUCGAUCGAACUCGACCUGUACAAAGACCCCCGCGAGCUGCAUCUGGGAUACUGGCAGCUUGGGAACCAGCUGGAGCAUCUGAUCCAGCAUAUCCACCGACUCUUGGACCUGAACCGGCUCCGCCAAACACAGAUCAACAACUACUCGAAACGCAUCAAGAAGGCCAAGGGCGACAAGAAGAACAAGCUUAGAGAACAGUACGAGAUCGAUAAGGAGUUUCUGCCCCAGUUUGAGCGGAUGGAACGUUAUUUCGAGUUCCAACUGGUGAAAUACGAAAUCCAUAAAAACCUUACAGAGUCCCGCGUUUGUUUGUUCCGAUUGCUCCAGAGAUUUGGGCUGUUGGGCCUCCCUAAACUGUGCAAGGUGUCUGAAGAGAUCCUUUACAAUCUGCAGUUCAAGUCGUAUCAGACCAUCGGCAUUCCUCAACUGCUUCCAUACUCCGAAUACCAGCACAUCAUGAGACAAAACGUGUGGAUCCAUGGCUCGUUGCAAGGAAGUGGAGCCAACUACGAAAGGGUGCUCAUGAAACAACGAGCAGACAGAGUCAACCUGGACUUGCGGCGAUUCGAGGCAAUGGUUGCAAAACUGCAGUACCCAAAGUUCAUGGCCGAGGCUUUUCUCGACGAAGUCAAGCUGCUGAAAAAGGCCAACAUCGCGGUCCAAUUGGCGUUCAGCCAGGUUCUCAAGGCUGCCACCGAGUCGUCCAAGCCCGAGUUUAAGGUGUCCUUUGAGAAAAUCGGCUACCACCUGUACUAUCCCAACAUAAAAGUGACCACCAAAUAA